AUGUCCACUCGGUGGGUCAAAGUGCAUAACUGCCAGCGUGAGUGUGGGACCACCCGACACCUGAUCCUUACUGUUGAAGUCAGUCUACCCCAUGGAGAGACCAAGUGGCAGGGCUCAGCAGGGUUGGACUGAGGUUUUGGCAUGUCUGAGAAAGGAGGAAAGGGCUCCCACCAGGAGCCGAAGCCUGAGCCUGAGCCACAGGUGAAUCCCUACGCAGAUGUCCUGAAGGUGCUCCAGGAUGCCUUCAAUUCCGGCCGGACCCGUCCAGCCGAAUUUCGAAUUCACCAGCUAAAGGGGCUGAGCCGUUUCCUGAAGGAAAACCGAAAGUUACUUCUGGAUACCUUGGCCCGGGAUAUGAACAAGCCGACCGUUGAAGCUGAUGUGUCCGAGAUUGUCUUAUGUGAGGUUGAAAUCAAGCUGGCUCUGAAGAGUCUCCACACCUGGAUGAAGGAUGAGCGGGUGAAGAAGAAUCUGGCUACCCAACUGGACUCAGCUUUCAUCCGGAAGGAGCCCUAUGGUGUGACCCUCAUCAUCGCCCCCUGGAAUUACCCUCUGAACCUCUUGUUGGUGCCUUUGGUGGGGGCCAUUGCUGCAGGUAACUGUGUGGUCAUGAAGCCCUCGGAGAUGAGUAAGAACAUGGAGAAGGUCAUUGCUGAGCUGCUGCCCCAAUACCUGGACAAGAACUGCUUUGCUGUGGUGCGGGGAGGCCCCCAGGAGGCCACGAAUCUGCUCAAGAACAAAUUUGAUUACAUCUUCUUCACAGGGAGCCCCCGGGUGGGCCGGCUCGUCAUGGCGGCUGCCUCCCAGUACCUGACCCCCAUCACGCUGGAGCUGGGAGGUAAGAACCCAUGUUACGUGGACGACAACUGUGACCCCCAGAACGUGGCCAACCGAGUGGCCUGGUUCCGCUUCUUCAACGCGGGACAGACAUGUGUGGCCCCAGAUUACGUCCUGUGCAGCCGGCAGACGCAGGAGAAGCUGCUGCCCGCCCUGCAACGGGCAGUCACCCAGUUCUAUGGGAAGGAUCCCCAGAGUUCCCCAGACCUGGGCCGCAUCAUCAAUGACAAGCAUUUCCAGAGGCUCCGAGGCCUGCUGGGCAGUGGCCAAGUAGCCAUCGGCGGCCAGUCAGACGAGCAGGAACGCUACAUUGCCCCCACAGUGCUGGUGGACGUGAAGGAGUCGGACCCCGUGAUGCAGGAGGAGAUCUUUGGGCCGAUCUUACCCAUCCUGAAUGUGCAGAGCAUGGAUGAGGCCAUUGCUUUCAUCAGGAAGAGAGAGAAGCCCCUGGCCCUGUACACCUUCUCCAACAACUCCGAGGUGGUGAAUAAGGUUCUGGAACAGACCAGCAGCGGCAGCUUCGGGGGAAACGAUGGCUUCAUGUUUAUGACAAUCGUAUCCAUGCCUUUUGGGGGAGUUGGUCGCAGUGGGAUGGGCCAAUACCACGGCAAGUUCACCUUUGAUACCUUCUCCCACCGGCGUGGUUGCCUUCUUCGUAGCCCAGGCCUGGAGAUGAUCAACAAGUUCCGCUAUCCCCCCUACUCCCUGGGGCACCAGUGGCUGGUGGUGUGGCUUUUGGAGCACAAGCUGGGCUUCCCUUGCUCUAUCCUGUGAGGCCCCUCCAUUGUCCAAGACCUUCCCUGCACCUGCAGGCUUGGGAGGGCAGGACCAGGCCUCCCUGCCUGACUCGGGUGUUCUACUUCCUGUCUCUCACUGCCUCAGAUACCCUGCCUGAGCCCAUCAGCGCACCUCCUUGGCCCUAGGCCUUCCUCCCCUGACCUGGAGAGAAAGGGUGUUUUCAUGUGAAAGAUGCUAUUGAUAUGCCUAUGAUAUAUUGUAGGGUCAUUGGUCUGGCUCUGGAAAGGAACUUGGAGGACAUCAGCCCAACCUUCUCAUUUUAUGGAUGAAGAACCUGAGUCCUAGAAAAGCUAAAGGGCUCCCUAAGGUCACCCAGGUAGCAAAUGACAGAAUUCAAACAGAAACAAAAUUCAAACUCAGGUCCUGGGACUCUUCUCAUUGCACCACACUGUCUCCUCACACACCUAAUGUCAUCACAUCCAUGUUUUCAUAACUGUGCGUCAUCUCUCCAACACACAUCAUAACCCCUCAGGGGCUGUCUCACUGGUCAUGCUUCUGGGGAUCUUGGUAAUACUGCAGAGGGAUCAGAGAUAUCACACAGGCAGUAGUGGCAGUGUCAGGAUUGGAAUCCAACUCCUCUGACUCUUUUCAUUAUACCACACUGCCUGGGCUAGACCUUGCUUGCCUGAAGCAAUGUGAAGAAUUUCCCACGGGAAACCUCACUGCCUCUGGGCAGAAUGAUAGCAAGCAUUUGCACAAGUGUGCAGGACUCAGUUUUUCUAGCAAGAACAUUCCUUCUUUCAAGAAUGUCCCAGCACUGGAGAUGGCUAACACAACUUUGCCUUCCCCCAUUUGUCCUAACUUUUGUUUCUACCUAUCUGGUCCUCUACCCAAGGAAUUCCUUCCACAGAUGCUCAGACUUGCUCUGAAUUUGAAUGUGUUAUCCCUCAC
Molecule: messenger RNA, 2526 nt
Organism: Dromiciops gliroides (monito del monte)
Lineage: Eukaryota; Metazoa; Chordata; Mammalia; Microbiotheria; Microbiotheriidae
Gene: ALDH3B2
Product: aldehyde dehydrogenase 3 family member B2
Biological process (GO): aldehyde metabolic process
Cellular component (GO): cytoplasm
Molecular function (GO): aldehyde dehydrogenase (NAD+) activity
Source: RefSeq, a predicted model, not a curated record